Molecule: messenger RNA, 1798 nt
Organism: Sander lucioperca (pikeperch)
Lineage: Eukaryota; Metazoa; Chordata; Actinopteri; Perciformes; Percidae
Product: ras-related protein Rab-14-like
Exons: 8
Coding region: 218-865 (215 amino acids)
Biological process (GO): phagosome maturation; defense response to bacterium; Golgi to endosome transport
Cellular component (GO): Golgi apparatus; trans-Golgi network; phagocytic vesicle
Molecular function (GO): GTPase activity; GTP binding
Source: RefSeq, a predicted model, not a curated record
ACAGGCAUCAGUCUCCUCUCAUCCACUGGGCGGCGGUAGACACCUGUCAGUCUAGCGGUGUUUCCCCGCAUGAUCGCUGAAGAAGAAUAAUCGCGGAAGAAGGGAAAGGUUUCCUGACGGAUCACCGGGCUAACCAGCUAACAAAGAUAACUACCCGUCUUAUCGGCAGUUUAAUCAGGUAUACCGGUUAGAUAGACACCCGGACCGAAGUAUCAAGAUGACAGCCGCACCUUAUAACUACUCCUACAUCUUCAAAUACAUCAUCAUCGGUGAUAUGGGAGUAGGGAAGUCCUGUCUGCUGCACCAGUUCACAGAGAAAAAAUUCAUGGCGGACUGUCCUCACACCAUCGGGGUGGAGUUUGGGACGAGGAUCAUGGAGGUUAACGGCCAGAAGGUGAAGCUGCAGAUCUGGGACACAGCCGGUCAGGAGCGCUUCAGGGCUGUCACCAGGUCCUAUUACAGAGGGGCUGCCGGGGCCCUCAUGGUGUAUGACAUCACCAGGAGAAGUACUUAUAAUCACUUGAGCAGCUGGUUAACAGAUGCCAGGAACCUGACCAACCCAAACACAGUGAUCAUUCUGAUUGGUAACAAGGGCGACCUGGAGGCUCAGAGAGACGUGACGUACGAGGAGGCCAAACAGUUUGCGGAGGAGAAUGGUUUGCUGUUUCUAGAGGCCAGCGCUAAGACAGGGGAGAAUGUGGAAGAGGCCUUCCUGGAAGCGGCAAAGAGAAUUUACCAGAACAUCCAAGACGGCAGUCUGGACCUGAACGCUGCCGAGUCAGGAGUCCAGCACAAACCGUCUGCGCCGCAGGGAGGUCGCCUCAACGCCGACAGCCAGCCGGCCAAAGAAGGCUGCAGCUGCUAACCACAGACCCAUCAGACAGACGGACGGACAGAAGCAGACAGAUACGUACACAGAGAUCCACCAGGCACUAACAUGCGUCUUCUAUCCAGAGUGUGUCAAACAGGAUUUAGCUGGAUUACAUUUAACAGUCCAACCAACCGACUGUUGUCAAAUCCAGACCUCAGUUCAGUACCCAAAACAAGAUUCAACCAUCCUCCACCCAAUCAGAUAUUUACCAGCUUUGGUUAAAUCAGGACACCCGCUACCAAAUCCAGAAACUAUCCAGACUAUGUGUCUAUGUGCUACCUCUGGAUCAGUGUUGGUCAACUCCCAAAUCAGGACCACCCUAGACCUUAGCUGGAUCACAGUUUGCACAAAAUGAAUCCCUAAGCAUAAAUCCCAGCCACUCUUGGUCCACACUUGGAUCAUGCUAGGUCUCAUUCCAGCUUAGUCACUAUGCCCAUCACCAGACAAACAUUUCCCCAAAACUGGACGACCCUCCACACCUUCCAAGAUUAAAGUGCUGUUGGCCUGACUCAAAUGAAGGUUUAGGACUACCCUGGUCACACUUGAUAACGCAAUUUAUUAAUUAUUAUUAGUUAACAAAUAAAGAUACAAGACUCAAAUUUGAAUCAACCUACAGCCCAAAUCUGAUCUACACUUUACCAAAAUGUGGAUCACCCAAAAAAAAACGUACACUAGAUUCAGAGCCUUGACUCUUCUUGGUUCCAAUUGAGACUUCCGCCUUUACCCCACAUCCAGGCUGGCUUGGCCCAAAGGUAGGCCAAACUGGACUGUUGUAAGCCCAGAAUAGCACCACCUUUAGCCCACCAACAGACAACCAUUCCCCCCAAGACUGAACCCAACUCAAGUGAGGGUAUUCCAACUACUUUUGUCCCAAAUGUUAAAACACCAAUGAGACGAAUCAAGAUUCAGUGCUUAAAUUCGGACAAA